This is a messenger RNA of Rotaria sp. Silwood2, 1338 nucleotides long. Lineage: Eukaryota; Metazoa; Rotifera; Eurotatoria; Philodinida; Philodinidae. The record is from the annotation of a GenBank genome assembly.
AUGCGAGUGGCAGUUUGUGGGGCAGGUCCAUCUGGGCUGAGUCAAUUACAUGCUUUUGAAUGUGCUAGACGAGACGGUUAUUCGAUUCCGGAUAUUGUCUGUUUCGAAAAACAGACUGAUUUCGGUGGACAAUGGAAUUAUUAUUGGCGAACUGGAUUUGACGAAUAUUCUGAACCGGUUCAUAGCAGCAUGUACCACAAUUUAUGGACAAAUCUACCGAAAGAAUGUUCCGAAUUCGUCGAUUAUUCAUUUGAUGAACAUUUUGGUCAACCAAUCACAUCGUUUCCGCCCCGAACUCUCCUGUCGAAUUAUAUUAAAGGCUAUGCCGAACGAAACAAUAUUCGUCAAUACAUUCGAUUUAGCACAGUUGUUCGCUGGAUUUCAUAUUCUGACGCGAAGCAGAAAUUUCAUGUAGUUGUCAAAGACUUGCGCAAAAACGAAACACAAUCAGAAGAAUUUGAUUACGUGAUUGUUGCUACUGGUCAUUUCUCUAUGCCCAAUGUUCCCUAUUUCGAUGGGAUAGAAACUUUUUCAGGUCGCAUAUUACAUUCGCACGAUUUCCGUUUCGCUCAAGAUUUUCUUGGUCAAGAUGUUUUAAUCAUUGGCAAUGGAUAUUCCGCCGAAGAUAUUGCUUUACAAUUAUAUAAGUAUGGUGCAAAGUCGGUAAUAGUGUCAUAUCGAACGAAAUCGAAAGGUUUCAAAUGGCCUGAUAGAAUUAAAGAAGUACCAUUACUCGUUCAAAUCGAUAAAGAAAGUGUACAUUUCAGAGACGGUUCGUCUCACGCGGUCAAUGCAAUUAUUUUUUGUACUGGAUAUGUUCAUCAUUUCCCAUUUCUCGACGAUAAUCUUCGUCUCAAAUCAACGAAUAGUCUUUAUCCACCUGAUUUGUACAAGACUAUUGUUUGGAUACAUCAACCUCGUCUACUCUAUUUGGGUAUGCAAGUUCUCACAUUCAGUUUUAAUAUUGGCAAUAUUCAAGCUUGGUAUGCACGUGAUCUUAUUCUUGGAAAAAUAAAUUUACUUAUAACGAAAGAGGAAAUGCUGAAUGACAUGACUCACUGGCAAAUAAGAGCAAAAGCCGUACAGAAUAUUUCUGAUUAUUCCCAAUUUACCAGAGAUUAUAUUCAAGAUUUGAUUGACGCCACCGGCUACCCACUUUUCAAUAUUGAUCAAAUGGUGCGAAUACUAAUUGAAUGUGCUCAAUCAAGAAUCGAGAAUCUGCUUACCUAUCGAGAAAAAACCUACGUUUCAACUGUGACUAAUACUCCAGCGAAACAACAUCACACACCGUGGCUCAGAGAAAUGGACGAUAGACUAGAAAAUUUUCUCGAGAAAUGA